This is a messenger RNA of Anoplopoma fimbria (sablefish), 3601 nucleotides long. RefSeq names its product acyl-CoA oxidase 3, pristanoyl (gene acox3). The transcript has 19 exons. Gene Ontology annotation, biological process: fatty acid beta-oxidation using acyl-CoA oxidase; lipid homeostasis. Lineage: Eukaryota; Metazoa; Chordata; Actinopteri; Perciformes; Anoplopomatidae. Gene Ontology annotation, cellular component: peroxisome. Gene Ontology annotation, molecular function: FAD binding; pristanoyl-CoA oxidase activity; fatty acid binding. Bases 153 to 2231 code for a protein of 692 amino acids. The record is from RefSeq and is a predicted model, not a curated record.
UCUGGCAUACAUAUUUACGACACCAAGCUGGACACGGACAUUUAGACAACUGUCUAAGAAGAGAGAAGGGAAAGUUGACACAAAACUUUAAGAGAGAGCAGAGUGCCUCAGGACCCUGCAUAGUGAACCGCUUCAGUCUGAUACGCGUGAAGAUGGAUCAUGACGUGGCUGACCUUCCCAGUGGCCCGCUGGAUUUCUACAGGAAAAAAGCCUCUUUCAACUGGAAGGACAUGCUCUUCUUCUUAGAUGGAGAGGAAAUCGUGGCAUUUAAGCGACGCGUGUUAAAGACCCUCGAGGAUGACCCUCUGUUUGCUCGUCAGCCUGGGGAAGACGUCCCUAUCGAGGAAAUGAGAGAGCGGACCUUCCUCAGGGUGAAGCAGCUCUUCCGCUACGACUUCCUGACAAGAGACGAGAUAAUGGCAAACCCAUGGAAGACUGUGGUUCUCAGUGAUUGUCUGGGAAUGUAUGACUGGGCCAUGUCGGCCAAGUACUUCCUCAACAAAGGGAUGUUUGGAGCGACCGUUGCCAACACAGGAUCAGGGAGACACAGCAAGUUUGUUGAAAAUACCGAAGACAUGACUACGUAUGGUUGCUUUGCACUGACUGAGCUGAGCCACGGCAGCAACACCAGAGCCAUGAGGACCGCGGCAACAUAUGACCCCGCCACCCAGGAGUUUGUGAUUAACUCUCCGGACUUUGAAGCCGCCAAGUUCUGGGUGGGGAACCUGGGCAAGACCGCGACCCAUGCUUUGGUGUUCGCUCAGCUCUACACACCCGACCAGGUGUGCCGCGGCCUGCACACCUUCAUUGUGCCGGUAAGAGAUCCAAAGACCCUUCUCGCUCUGCCUGGUGUGCUGGUUGGAGACAUGGGCAAGAAGCUGGGCCAGAACGGACUGGAUAACGGGUUCGCUUUGUUUCAUAAUGUGAGGGUCCCUCGGGAGAAUCUGCUGAACAAGACUGGAGAUGUUACUCCUGAUGGCCGCUACGUUACACCAUUCAAGGAUCCCAACAAGCGUUUCGGGGAGUCUCUUGGUGCCCUGUCAGGGGGCAGGGUGUCCAUCACCCGGAUGGCCCUGGUCAACCUUAAGCUGGCUCUGAUUGUCGCCAUCCGCUUCUCAGCGACUAGGAGACAGUUUGGACCCAAAGACACGGAGGAGAUUCCUGUUUUGGAGUACCAGUUACAGCAAUGGCGUCUGAUCCCGUACCUGGCAGCAGCGUAUGCUCUUGAACACUUCUCCAAAUCCAUCUUCAUGAACUUUGUUGAGUUCCAGAUGGGACAGAUAAUGAGGGACAAGAGUGACAGACAAGCAGAGAUGGGCAGGGAGAUUCAUGCCAUUGGCUGCUCCAGUAAACCACUGGGCUCGUGGACCGCUCAGAGGGGGAUCCAGGAGUGCAGGGAGGCGUGUGGUGGACAUGGAUACCUGGCCAUGAACCGCCUUGGUGAUCUGCGUAAUGACAAUGAUCCAAACUGCACAUACGAAGGAGACAACAAUGUGUUGCUGCAACAGACCAGCAACUACCUGCUCAGCUGGCUCCAGGCUAAACACCGCAGCGGUGUGCGGAUUGAGUCUCCUCUUCACACUGUGGAUUUCCUGGAUGAUUCCAACAAGAUCCUGGGAAGCAAGUUCACAGCAAGAACAAUGGAGGAGUGCAUGGACUCUGCAGUGCCACUGGCUGCCUAUAAGUGGCUGGUGUGUUUCCUGCUGGAAGAGAGCCGGAGGAGGCUGGAACAGCAGAGGGCCUCGGGGAAGGAUGAGUUUGAGGCCCGCAACAACAGCCAGGUUUACUACUGCCGUUCACUGGCCAUCGCCUACAUAGAACACAACUGCCUCCAGAGGUUUCAUGAUCAGACCACUGAUGGGGACACACCAGCUGGUCUCAGACCUGUACUGAGUAAGCUGUGCGCCCUGUAUGGGCUGUGGAGUCUCAGCAGCCACAUGGCCACACUUUACCAAGGUGAGUACCUGAGUGGAAGGAAGCCCACAGAGUUGGUCCAGAUGGCCAUUCUGACUCUCUGCUCCCAGCUGAAGGAUGAUGCCGUAACAUUGGUGGAUGUUUUUGCACCUUCUGAUUUCAUUCUCAACUCACCCAUAGGCAACGCUGAUGGACAGCUUUACAAGAACCUGUGGGCGACAGUGAUGCAGGGCAGCAAGGUUCUGGAACGGCCUUCCUGGUGGAAAGAGUUCUGCUCAGACAAGCCGGUGGUUGGAUCCCUCCGUCCCAAACUCUAGAAUCCACUCAGGACCACGAACCUGGACGCUGGCUGGAGAGUCUGAGGUGUAAAAUCUAUGUGUCCUUAAAGAAUGUCCAAACUGUGCAAUUUAAAAUGUUUGUAUGUACACAAACUUUUUACAAACAGCCUACAGUGCAAAACUGACCGUCGUGAUAAUUGGUUGGGAUUCACCAACAUGGAUUAUUUUUCACCAGAUGAAAUUAUGAUUUAACUUUAAAUCAUGUUGCAGAAAACUUUGAAAUAGAAAAAGAUUAAAUUGAAACUUAGUUUUCAGUUUUUGAGCAAAAUAAUCAAGUUGAUUGAAGAAAGUAAAACUCAGUUGAGUUUUAUGAUGCUGCCGCUGAUUUUCUUUUAGGAUUCAAGUUUUCUGGAGCUGAACAGGAAGAUUGGACCAACAGGCAGUCUCUUGUUUCCUUACUGUGGAAAAGUUUUUUCUUAUCGUGCUUGUUGUCUGCUCCAUUCAUUCAGCCAUCAAGGAGGCGAUAUCAGUGCUUCUCUGCCCAGCUCCGUCUCUCUCUUUUGUUGUUUGAGGGCCAAACUAGCCGGAAGGAGUUUUACGUCACUUCUGUAACAUUAUGACCUCAUAAAGUUACGGAAGUGAAGUGUAGAAUUCAAUGGAGCCGUUUCAGGCAGCUCAGGAGCUUCUGAGGGGGGUAACUCCUUUUAGGCGUGGACUUCAGGUUUUACACUCUACGGACCUUUUACAUGUACAAAAAUAUAUAUAACACAGUAAAGAAGAGGAAACAAGUGGAAAAAGCAUAAUAGGGCCACUUUAAGGAAUACAGAGUAGCUGAAGGUCUCCCCCCACCCCCCUUUCAGCGUGCCUAAUAGGUCACGACAGCACACAUUUAUUUGCUCAUGUCAUUUAAUUUGCAUUAUUUCAAUUCAGCAUUUUUUAUUGUGCAACAGAGCUCUGCUAAUUUUUUAAUCACCAUUUUAAACUGGAUUAACAAAAUGAAGUGAUACUUGAAUGAGCUACAAACUAACUGUUUACUAACUUUUGCUGGUAAAAGAAUGCCAAUAAGAGAUUUUCAAAUCUUUUUACACAGUUCAAAGGAGAAAGUAGGGAUGAUUUGGGGGUUUUCAGUGGGACACCACUCUAAGUGGAUAUAAUGAUUUGUGUGUCACAGAAAGUCGAUCAUUGGCCUUCACUAUCAUCUGUUAUGCAAUACGUGAAUUAUAAAUGGGAAUAAUUACUUGUCUAUUCUUAAAGCAAUAGUGCCAUUUCAAGAAAUGUAAAAAAAAAAAAUGUUUUUGUUUUAUUUCAUAUGGGAUGUAAUUAUUUAAUAAUGACUCUGUUUCAAUUCUGUUCAUGUGUAGAUUUACAAUCAGUGUUUUGAUAGUUUACGCGAUGCAAAUUAAAUAUGU